GAUGACGUCAAAGUGUGCGACCAGCUACUAAAGUCAUGCCUACAGUUGUGUUUACCCAUGAAGUGUUGUAGAGAAAACGAAGCUGAAUUAAUUUAUUCAGUUUGAACAUCGAAGAGAGGUAUGAGGCAGCUUUAAAUGAUUAUAACUGUAUGUGGAGCCAAAGACAGUGAUGGUUAUCGAAGUUACUUCUGGUAAUUAGAAAGAUCAAGGUUAGCAGGUUAGUCUCAUUUCCACGUUCCCGAAUCAUGUAACUAACAGCAUGUGUCAGAUUUGUGGUGAGAUGGUAUGUAAGUCUGUAGAUGGCAUGUAGGAUAACGUGAAGCUGAGUAAGAAUAAAUUACAUUCAGUUCUUCUAGGCCUGGAGUUUAUACUUAAUAACAUGGGCUCCACCUUCAUAUCCAAAGUCAGGAUAUGCCUGAACCCCCUAAAGCCUUUUUUACAUCAAACAAGUUCAGCUUUCCUCAUCGUUAACUCUUCUCUGUGUAAGUCAUCCCAGCUGCUUCCCACAGCACGAUUUCUGUGCAGCAGAGACACUAACCCCAACUCAGGUGGCAGACAGACAGUCAGAAUGAACAAUGGACACACUGAUGGACAGGGUGGAGUAAAAUCUAGGGCCAUCAGACAUAGACAAGAGGAGUUGGGGGAAGACAAAGUGGAUGGAGGAGGUAAGAGCUCCAGUAUAAAGAAGAGUCCGUCCUUCCCCAAAUCUGUAUUCUCUGCGGGGACGGCAAAGAGGAUAGCAGAGAUGCAGAAGAGGAAAGCAGCUCUGGCCUCUGUGGGUGAGGAGGAACCUGAGAAGGAGGCUGAAGAGAGGAAAACUAAAGGAGCAGGAAAGGUGCAGCCUCCUGACCGGCCACUCUCUGCUGCUGAGUGGAAGAAGCUGAAGGAGUCUCUGGGAAAUCCGCAACGCUUCGACAUCAAGAUGAUUAAUGCACUGUUCACCUCUGGGGCAGAGCUCAGUAUUACCAAGUCUCUGCUGACUUUUGUAGCCAUGGAGACAGGGACACUGUCCUAUGAGCUGUUACUACGGUACCUGACAAUAUGUGUGAAUGGUGGCCACGAUACUGAGGUGUUUGAUGUCUAUGACAUCAUGCGGGGAAAUUUCUCCUCUCUGGAAACAGGAGCCUCCAGCCUCUUCAUCAAGUCCUUCAGCCGCACAGAGAGGUGGAGGGAGGCACUCAGCAUCCUGCAGCAGCUUAAGAAGGUCUUUACCCCAUCACCACGCAACUUUGGUGAUAUCAUUGCAGCAGCAAUGUCACAUGGUGACAUGACGACUGCCUGGGGCCUUUAUGAUGAAUUAAUUGAAAAGGGACUGAAGCCACACCAUGAGACAUGGGACGCUCUUUUUAAGGGAGUGAGGACCGAGCAGGUGGAAGCAGAGGCCAUGUCUCAGUCUGAACACCAGGAGAGGCUGAUAGAGAUUCUGCUGCACAUGAGGAACAACCAGAUCUAUCCCCCGCACAGCCUCACCAGAAGCAUCAAGACCUGGUUUGAGAGUCUCACAGAUCAGAAAUGGACAGGAAGUUGGACCAGCGCCACUCCAAAGGGUCUGUGUAGGUGUUGUGGGUCAGAGUUAGAGUCCAUCCAGCUGACUGCCGAGGAGUACCAACAGCUGAAAGACAGAGUGAUGGCUGACCUCAUUCAGGGACGAGAUGUUUUUAAAAAGACUACACCAGAGGAGUUGGAGCGUUUCAAAGCAUUUGUGAAGAGGAAGCCAGCUUUUGAUGUGGUCAUAGACGGGCUGAAUGUAGCAAAUACCAACGCGGACAAAAGGCAGUCAGCCACGUUGUUGACGGUGGUGUCAGAGCUGGAGCGUCAGGGCCUGAUCGUUCUGGUGUUGGGGAGGAAACACAUGCUGCAUCACUCCAGAUCCUGGGAGCGACACAACAUGAAUCUUAUCCAGCAAAAAGCCCACUGCUUCUUCACUGACAACAUUUCGGAGGACGACCCCUUCCUGCUGUACGCCACUUUGCAUUCUGGGAAUCACUGUCAGUUUGUGAGUAGGGACCUGAUGAGGGACCACAAGGCCUGCCUGCCAGACGGAGCCACCAAACGGCUCUUCUUCAAAUGGCAGAGAGGCCACCAGCUGGUGGUGGAUGGACACAUCACCGCAGGAAGAAGGGUCCGAUUUCAGAGAAUCCUGCCCUAUGACACCAUUGUCCAGACUUCAGCAGACUCGUGGCACAUUCCCUAUGAUGACACAGAGGACAGGAGCACCUAUGAAGUGCCACAACAAUGGCUUUGCCUCACGCAAAAGCACAGUACAGCACAGUAAAUCACUUCUGUGAAUCAUUUGCUUUGAAUAUUACAGUGAAACUUGAAUAAACAAAACAUUUGCCACAA
Molecule: messenger RNA, 2343 nt
Organism: Lates calcarifer (barramundi perch)
Lineage: Eukaryota; Metazoa; Chordata; Actinopteri; Centropomidae
Gene: prorp
Product: protein only RNase P catalytic subunit
Exons: 10
Coding region: 380-2275 (631 amino acids)
Biological process (GO): mitochondrial tRNA 5'-end processing; tRNA 5'-leader removal
Cellular component (GO): mitochondrion; mitochondrial ribonuclease P complex
Molecular function (GO): protein binding; ribonuclease P activity
Source: RefSeq, a predicted model, not a curated record